Molecule: messenger RNA, 348 nt
Organism: Adineta steineri
Lineage: Eukaryota; Metazoa; Rotifera; Eurotatoria; Adinetida; Adinetidae
Source: the annotation of a GenBank genome assembly
AUGGUUGGUCGAUUACUCUUUGCUACCAUUUUUCUCUCCUUCAUUUUAGCUAUCUUGUCGUUUCACUGUUACGAAGGUUAUGGUAGAGAUUGUAUAAUUGAUGAUAAAAAUGAUUGUGGUAGAGGUGCAAAAUGUGUAUGUAUCAAAUAUCGUUAUAACUGUUCUCUCAUGGAUCUUGGCUGUAGUGCAGAAGAACGAGCCAAAGAUGCAUUUAAAUGGGGAUUUACAGCAGUUUGUAAAGAAGAUUGUGACGAGAUGAAAAAACCAUCAUACGGUCUUUUUAAUGUUACAUGCUGUUCAACAAGCAAAUGUAAUCGACCUAUUGGAGAUCAAUGUCCAAUGUCUUGA